GAUUUCCCGCCGGUUGGGCAUGACCCAGGAAAUGGUUGUGGAGACUUCCGGGUGGUUGUCAGUGACGCUCCCGCGUAGUCGCUAAGGAGGAGAUAGCCGCUCCUGGACCCCGGGGCUGGGGAGGGUCAGGAGGGUCCUUGAAAUGGAUUGGGGAGAUGAAUAUUCUUACAAUUCUUUUGAUGUAGAUUGUUUGUUAAAUUCAUUUCCUGGAGAUGUGGAAUUUGAACAAAUCUUCAGUGACAUUGAUGAAAAGAUUGAGAAAAAUGCUGCAAGCCUGAAACAGUGUCUUAAAGAUAUCCAAUCAGAAGUUAACAAAAGGUGUGGCUCUGAUGUUCCACUGCAGACUACAAGUGACUGCCUUGAAUGGUUAAAUAACUACAGUUCCAGUUCACUCAAACCACCUUCAUGUCCUCAUGGAGAUUUAAUCAAAUUCCUCAAAACUUUGCAAGAUUUAUUGAAGAAUGAACAAAAUCAGGAAGAAAUGAUACUGGAUUUCCUUUUGGAUCUCUCCAGUCAGUGUGGAGUUUCAUUCCCACGUACGCCAAGUGGAACAUCUUUCCUGUUCACAUCUAGGACUUCUCUUCACGCAGUUGAAGAUCAUUCAUCUAUGGAUGUAAAGUCUUUGUGGGAUGAUAUAAGAUUGCACCUUCGACGCUUCUUAUUGAACAAAUUACAAGGUCAUGAUAAAGUAAACAAUUCACCGCAGACUAUUUCAUUUAAAACGCACUGCAUCCAACAACUUUUAUUUCUUUAUCCAGAGUCAGAAGUUUUAGCCAAGUACCAAAGUCUACAGAAUAAAAUGGUUAUUCAACUCCUAGAGAAUUGUUUUUUGUCUUACAACAGAGAAGCCAAUUUAGACACAGUGAUGCAUGGAUACCAAAAUUCAAUACUUAAAUUAUGCAAAAUGAUCAAACAAGAUUUUUAUGUACUAAGUGAAAUUUUAGCUCCUUCUUCAGCACUAAAAUUCAUUAAUGAAACUUAUCUGGAUUCCAUUAAAGAAGAAAUGACAAAUUUUCUGGAAAGAUUUUGUGAGCUGCAAUUCAAAGAAAAUACUGUCCAUGUGGUUAAAACAGGCAGGAGUUCCAGCAAACAUAGAGGAGCAGUGCAUGCUUUGGUUACCCAUGAAUGCCCACGAAAAGGAAGAAACAUCUGCCUCUCCUUGUAUGAACUCAAAUUCUUAUCACAGCUCAUAAAACCUUUGUUAAAAUUGGAAAAGGAAGUUCAAGAUCUUUCCCAAGAGCUGCUUUUGAAGCCCAGAGUAUCCAGACAUACCUCAGGAGUUUGGAAGAAAUCUAGUGGAGAACUUUUAAUACAGGAAGGUAGAGCAAAUGAAAAUAGCAUACUACCUGAGAAAUUAAUGCAGGUAAAAGAGUAUUCUUUACUAGAUUUUGGCUGGAGAAAUGCAUUUAAAGAGGUGUCUCUUUCUGUGGUGCGAUGUUUAACAAUAGCAAUGGAAGAUCUUGCCACUAAAAUUCUUCAUCGUGAACAGAAUGAAAAAUCUUCAGCUGUAAACUAUACUAUGAGUCUUGUAAAUAUUCAGUCAGUUUGGGAGCUAUACAGAGCAGCUCUGGAGGAAGAACAACCAAAGAAAAUUGCAAAGUUUUGUUCUGACAUCAUGGAAGAACUUGACAUGAUGCUUCCCCUAGCACUUGCAUGCAGGGAUGGUUCUCUUCAGGAAAUUAGAGCAAACUUUGUGGAGGCCUGUUGCAAAGUAGCAACAGCUGUCCUGGCAAGGUUGGAAGAAAGAAGCAAGGAAGUUCCCUCCAAAGUACCCUUGCAAAAUUUAUGUACUCUUCUCUCUACAGCAAUAUUUGUCUUUCAGCAUUUUAUGCAUUAUGAUGAUUUGAUGAAAGAAACAAGUAAGAAACCCCUAUUCCUAGUGCCUGUCCAGCGAUAUCAGGAACUCAUCAGCACUCUCCAGUUUCAAGUUACAGACUACUGCGUCAGAGUUUGUGCUACAAGCAUUUUACAGGAUGCAGAAAGCCACCACUGGGAUGACUACAAAGCUUUUUAUGAGGGGGAAAGAUGCUCAUUCUCUAUCCAGAUGUGGCAUUAUUUCUGCUGUGCUCUCCAUCAUGAUCUGUGGGCUGUUCUACCCCCCAAGUUAGCCCAAGAAAUUCUCAUAGAUGUGUUGGAGAAAUCUUUGGAUCUGCUGGCCUCCAGAUAUUCUCAGGCCCAUCCCAGUUAUAAGAGAACUCCACAGAUAAGAUUUGAUGUUACUGCAAUUUUAAUAUGCACUGAGCAAAUGCUCUGGUCAGUUUGUAGAUCAGUACAGGAACUCUUGAAUCCUCGUGAAUGCAUAAAUGAAAAGAUCUUGAAAAUCCAUGCCCACUGCAAUAAUCUGUUUACAACCAUGGUCAUUUUGACAUCACCAUUAACAGAAUUAUAUAAGACAUAUCAAAAUGACACUGAUGAUCUUCCCUCAGAUUCUUCAGAAUCACCCUUUAAUCAACCAUUACACUGGAUUUCUUGCAUAGAACAUUUUUCUCCUUCUUUCCUUAGGACUCCAUCAGCUGGAGAAAUGGCAGUCCAGGGUCGAUUGAAACUGCUCUUAUCCCAACCUUGUUGUAAUUGGAACUUGCUUUUGGAAACCCUCCUGCAGGAUGAUUGUCUGAUACUGAAAAUCUUGUUGAGGAGUGAGUUUAGUGUUGAAGGAACCUUAUCAAAAUAUGAAGAAAAAGUUCCUAAUUUGGGAAAGAUGCCUAACCACGAACCUAGUUUGACAGAAGCAAUCUUCAAGUUGCUCUCCCAUUGCAGUCUUUCUCCUCAGUCUCUUGGAAGGGUUUUUCUCAAUUACAUGGAACUAGAACAAUUAUGGGAUUUUUUAUAUGACAUUCCAGUUAAAAGUAACAUGGAAUCUGAACCAGAGAUCAUUAGAUGCUUGAAACAGACUUUGAUUGAGACAGUCAAGAGCAUCAUAAAGCAAAUAACUUCAUUGUUGACUUCUUGGGAAGCAGGAGGAAACUGUAGUACCUACCCACACAAACCUGUUCCUGAAAGUUUACUUAAGAUGGUUCCAAAGGAAUGGAGUUAUAAUCCAAAAGAAAUGAAAAGAAAAGAAAUGGGGAAAGGCUUCACAAGGUUUGCAGCUCAGGCGGUAUCUAUUGUAAUCAGCAAGUUACCCACCAUGAUUGCAUGUUUGCCUCCCCCAAUUAAGUACUUCUUUUUUCUGUCUGAGAGAAAAAUGUCAAAAAACUUUGUUGAAUUGAAGAAAACUGGUCUGCUUGUCUGGAACCUGAUUGUAAUUAUAUGUCGAAUAGUUGAGGAUGGCAACACCUUGGAACUUUUAACCGGUGCCUCAUUUGACAGUUGGAGUAAAGAGAAACUCAGUUUAGUUUGUGUGUGUUUAGAAAGCAUUUUGGGAAAGCAGAAAAGUAGCCCUAAUCAAGUGACCCAGCGGGUUAUACACAGCAUUGAGCAGCAAAAACCAAACUGGAUUGAAAGCCAGUUGCUGAAAGCAAGAAAAUUGAGCACAGAAUGUGUACUUAUGGCAGUAGAAGAAGCUACAGCCUUAGAAGAAGGAGGUAUUGCUCUUGAAUUGACUGAGCAGAAAAUAAACAUGAUGGUCCUGGAUAUCUGCCACAAACCAGGUGGCAGUGAGUACCUGAGGCAAAUUUAUCACAUCAUCCGGCUCAAUGAGGAAUAUUUGAAAGAACAGCUGUUUUCUAUGAAUGUAGCAGAGGAAAACACAUUACCCACCAGACCUUUAAAAGUGACCUUGAAAAGCCUAGAAAAACAGCCUCCUGCCUUUAACCCUUUUCAGGUGUAUAAGUGGUUUAGUGAAAAAAUGCUGGAUCAGUCAGUCAUAACUAAAUGGGACUGGAAUUGGUCAAACUUGCUGCCAAGUUAUCUGGGACUGAAUAAGACGACCUUCAGGGCACUGCUUAAGAACAGGUGGGAAAUGAGGGAGGAUGAAACACUGGAAGAGGAAGAAAAAGUGAUGCUGGAGUACUUGAAAACAAUGUGUUUGAUCCAGAGCUCUUCUGCCUCAGAUAACCCAGAGGAACAGUAAUCUGAAGGGGAAAAAAAUUUAAAAAGGCAACUGUUAUAUUUUAGGAAGUCAUAGCAUGCCAUGGAGCGUGUUUCAUCUUAGAAUCAGAAUACACCUCAGAUGUGCUGUGAAGCAUGAAACCAUGCUUAAGUAAGCCUUGUACUGAAAAUGAGUAGUUAUUAAAGCAUAAGGAACAUGGUGGUGUUAUAUAUUUUUAUUUUUUAAAUUAUAGUUUAAAAUUAGCUUUUUAAACUUGUCUUCUUCUAUGAUAUGGUAGCUGCUACCUUGUCUUUUCUUUGAAUUCCUUUAUUUUUUCUCUUUGUAUUCUCAAAGCAUUUGUGAUAAUAGGCCAGGUUCUUGGAACACAUCCCUCUGGAUUGUUGGAUAUAUGUGGACCAUUACUAAAACAGAAUGAUAUUUGUAAAGAGAUCGUGGUCCUCCAAGCCCAGAAUUGUGGAGGCAUCUUCAACUAGUCAGCCACUGUUGGUUCCCAAAUUGUCACAAAGCUUUUCCUUUCUCCAUAUUUGUUGAUUAGGCCUCCAUCUUAAUUUUAUAGCCACAGACCUAGGUCAGUUACUAUUCUUUCCCCUGAAUUUCUACAACCAAUUUACCAGUCUCCCUGCCUCUGGCCUCUUCCUCAUCAGACUCUUUUUCAAUUCAGUAAAAAGAAUUCUUUUCCUAAGGUAGCCUUUGAAUCCAGACACUGUGUUUUCCAGAGCCCUGCUGUGGGCUUCUCUGGUUGUUCCCAUUAAAUUAAGUUACUUUAAAUUAAAUGAAGUCCAAAGUUGUGUUUUAAGGUCCUCCACCAGUUGGCCUCCCACCUUACCCAAUCACCCUUGUCUCCCACACUGACUCAGACUUUCUGCCAAAUAAAAAAGCAGAGCUAUCUUGUCCCUGAAAGCUGGCAAUUGUAUUUAUUCUAUCUGUUAAAAGUAUCUGUGGGAAUAUAAUGACCUUCUCUCAUCUCUGAGCCAUCACACUUAACAUUUCCCCCACCAGAAGUGCCUCUCCUCACCCCCUCACCACUAACAAAAUUCUUCUUUUGCUUUCUCCCAGACUCACCUCUGUCUAAGAUACAUUUCUAGAGAUUCACCCGCCCUCAGGCAUUCCAGCCACUGACUCUCCUUCAUAUGUCAUUAAGGGUCUACUCUUCUGGCUACUACAGACUUAGAGUUAGUUUAUAAAGACUGAUUUUUUCUGGCACUUGCAUUUAUAUACAUUAUUUACAUGUAUAAUUGCUGUGAUUAUGUACUUAUCCUUGAGGGCUUGAUAGAAUAUUCUGCAUAGAGUGGGCACUCACUAGCUGUUAUGAAAUGACUGACUUUGAAAACAAGUCCAGGAGUGAGGCAAUUGGACUGUGGAAUAGCCUAUAAAACAACUGAUCAAAGACCCAUCUUAUGGUCCAUUUAAAACUAAAUGGGAUCAAACAUGGGAAAGUUGGCCCUCUCCGGGUAAGUAACAUAUCUCUAUAUUCUAUAAUUCUUUUUAAAUAUUUCUAUUUUUUAUUUUAAAAGGUUUUUUUUUUGCUUUGUUUUAUCGUUUUUUUAAAAAUGGGUUGAAUGCAUCAAGAGAUGGCAGCUACAGAGAAUCUCUUUCUUUAUUUCUUUAAAUAAAAAUGCACAAAUGGCCCCUGUAGCUGCCUGCCAAAUAAACUACUUUAUUUUUAAGAGUGUACUUUAUUUGGCCAGUACAGUCAUGAGCCUAAUGCUUUAGGACAUGGCAGAAGGAAUUUCUUAAAAUGGAAGGAAAUUUUUUUUUGUGACAGAUGAGGCAGACUAGAUUAAAAGUAUGCAGCUUGUAAAUAGUUAUGAGAAGAAAACUUUAAGAGUUCUGGACGUGCCCAUCUUAUUUUAUUAAUCCAUUAAGUCAAAAUAGCUUAUUAAUCCAUUAUGUUGAAUAUGAAGCUUACUACAAAUAUUCUAGCAAUCAGCAUAAGGCAACAGAAGACUUUAUUGAAGUGACUUUGGUGGCUUUGUGCUAUUCUUGAAGGCGAGUUGAACGUUCUGUAUUGAAAUGAACACUAAAAUGGAAACUUACUAUAAAAAUAAACUGACCUGACAAUUUCAUAGAACUUACAAGAUGUCCAAAUGUGAGUGGCUUUUCAUGUUGACUUCACCUACCUAAUGGUCAUCUCCUAAAAUCUGUGAGGCAUGAACUAAUUAUACCAAGUGUGAGGUAUUUCUCUAUCAAUAUUAGCUAAUGGCAGGCACAGUUCUUCUGGAGUCCAUGUUUUCCUUUUUUGAGCCCAUUUCAAACUGAGGGAGAAAUUUUGAGGGGAAGGGGUGUACAGGAACAGCGAACAAAUGAGCAGAUCUUUUGGCUCUGGACUAUAUUAGCUCCAUGAAUUUACUGUCAGAGUAAGUGUCAGAAGGUGUAUAAUUAAGAAUGUUAAAUGACAUAUCACUGAUUUUUUGGGGGGGAAAGACAGUUUUUGAUUUAUACUCAAUGCCUUUCUUAAAGUACAAUAAGGAGUGGUACUUCAAAAGACUCUCUCAUUUUGACAUUUAUUUCACAAUGACAAAAAAAUGAAGAGUACAGAUGAAGCCAGUACUGUUUUACUGGAUUUACCUCAUAAGACUAGUGUCUUCUUUGCCUGGGAAGCAUGAAUCAGCCUAGAAUUUGUCUUAAAUUUAUUAUAUCUUUUAGGAGAGAAUUAGCCAUAUAAUUAUAAACAAUCAAUUUUAUGUGUCUCUUCUAUUGAAUGUAUUUACCUCGUGAUGGAUUUAGCCAAUAGAUUUAUAAACAGAUGAGUAUUAAUACUAUUAAUUGCUACUACACACAUACAUAUGCAUAAAUGUUAAGGAAUCCUGGCUUUUAUUUUAUAAAUCUGUACAAUAUGUAUUGCUGUAAUCUCAGGAUAAGUUUAGAACUUUGUUACAUAAGUACCAACUGUAAUCAAAGAAUGAGAAAUAAAAAGCAUUUGUUUCUA
Molecule: messenger RNA, 6920 nt
Organism: Monodelphis domestica (gray short-tailed opossum)
Lineage: Eukaryota; Metazoa; Chordata; Mammalia; Didelphimorphia; Didelphidae
Product: KIAA0825 ortholog
Source: RefSeq, a predicted model, not a curated record